Malania oleifera is the source of this 1438-nucleotide messenger RNA. Its product is annotated as BAG family molecular chaperone regulator 5, mitochondrial. The record is from RefSeq and is a predicted model, not a curated record. Gene Ontology annotation, cellular component: plasmodesma. Gene Ontology annotation, molecular function: protein-folding chaperone binding. NCBI's taxonomy places the organism in Eukaryota, Viridiplantae, Streptophyta, Magnoliopsida, Santalales, Ximeniaceae. Gene Ontology annotation, biological process: protein folding. The transcript has a single exon. The coding region runs from base 670 to 1311 and encodes 213 amino acids.
CAAAUUAUUAUUAUAUGACAAAUAUUUAAAAUUUCAAGUCUAUCAUACUCACAAAGUAUUUUUAUUUAUUUAUAAUAAAUUAAAGAAAAAGACAUUCACUUUUCUUUGGUAAAAAUAUCGAGUCAUCGUAUGAUUAUUCAAAAAUACAAUAAAGUUUUCUUGAGGUUUGUUAAAAAAGGUCAAAUAUCUACUUAAAAAAUUUGUCUUUUUGGUAAAUCUUAAGGUGAUAUAAAUUUAUGGGAGAUUCUUAAAAUCUUUGAAAUUUAAGAAAAUAUCCCUAAAUUUUUUGAAAUCUCGGAGGACGGGAUUAUCUUUUUUCUAAAGGUUGAUGUCUUUUGCAAAAAUAAUCUUACCCGUAAGUAAAAUUUUUAAUAUAUAAUGGAAAGAUGAAUUUAGAGAAUUAAAUAUAAAUUUAAUAAAAAAUUAACAUAAUAAAUUUUUUUCGGAGUUUACCUAAAUUGAAAUUCAAAUUAUUGGAAACAUAUCAACUUGGUGUCAAUUAGAUUUGGCGCACAGUAAAAGCGUGCGUAAUUAAGCGCCAGGAUCAUUCAAGAUCCUUCAAACACGAUUUAUAGUCAUCACUCUGCCUUUCUGCUCAAAAUAGAAAACCCACUUGCAGACUCUCUCUCUCUCCCUCUCCCUCUCCCUCUCCCUCCCUCUCCCUCUCCAAUGAAACCCUGUCGCAGAGCUGGCUUCUUCUCUUCAUCGUCCACCACCGUCACCUACUCUUACCAAAAUGGCCCAUGUCUCCCUCAAUCCGAACCCCAAAUCACCGAAAUUCCCAUCGACUCCCCCUCCGGCGACGCUCCCGUGACCGUCGCCGUCCACCUCCCCACCUCCCUCUGCCAUUCCGCCGCCGCAAAGAUACAGUCCGCCUACCGCUCCCACGUCGUUCGCGCCCUCGUCAGGAAGAUCGCCGCCGCCGAUUCCGAAGCCACGCGGCUGGAGCGCCUGAUCCAGCGCCAGGAGACCGUCGACGCUAUCCGCGGCGACGAUCGCGAGAGACUGAGGAUCAACGAGUCGCUGAUGGCCCUGCUCCUGAGGCUCGACUCGGUGCCGGGGGUCGAUCCGGCGGUGCGGGACCUCCGGCGGUCCGUGAGCCGCCGGAUUGUGGGGCUGCAGGAAAUCGUGGACGCGAUCUGCGACGCGAGAGCGCUGGACUGGUAUGGGUUUCUGAGUGAGUGGGACUGGAAUGUGGCGGAGAUAGAAGAUCGCGCGUGCAGAGAGAGGGGUGGAGGCGACGAAUUGGAGAGGUACUGUGCUGAGAAUUUAGGGUUCCGGUGUUUACAGAGAUUUCUACGGCAGCCGUGAAAUCAAGGCGACUUGUAUAAGUAGUUUUCAGUCUGUACUCUGUCCUCACUAUUUGUAAUUACAAAAUUAUCAAUGUAACUGUUUAUACAAAAAAAUAAUAAUAACAAGCCAUCUUUUAUUAGUGAAA